UUAAUAUUUUUAUUUUUAUUAUUAAAUUUAAUAAAAUCAUCAUUUUGUUAUAGUUUUGAUGGCAGUGUAUCACCAAAUGAUGUAUCAUCAUUAGUAGAGAAUAUAUUAAGUAAUUGUUCGAGUACACCAAGUUCAAAUUGUUUUGGUACUCAAUGGGGUAUUGUAAUCGAUAGCUAUGAUAGUAGCACCGGCGAAUUUACAAAUUUAUAUAGUUUAAAUGAAUUACAGUCAUUUACACCAGCUAGCAACACCAAACUUUUAACAACCAUUACAAUUUUUUAUACUUUUGGUGAAGAUUUUAAAGUUGCAACACCAUUUUUUACAGAUAAACCAUUCGAACCAAAUCAAGAUUUCGAAUAUCUUUGUGUAAAAGGAAUGGGUGAUCCAUCUAUGACCAUGGACCAAAUUCAAGAUGUAGCCACCUUCUUUUCAAAAUCAGGUUCAAUCAAAAAUCUAAUUUUAGAUAACAGUUUUUAUAUAAAUGCAAAUAAUGACCCAAUACCACCAGCAUGGGAAUGGGAGGAUUUAACAUCAAAUUACGGUGCAAUUCCAACACCAUUAAUGGUUAACGAAAAUACAAUGAAUAUCUUUAUUAAUCCAAGCACUCAAGUUGGAUCAAAACCAGUAGUUUCAUUCCAAUAUCCAGGCGAAAGUAAAUAUUUACAAGUUAUUAACAAUAUAGUAACAGGGGCAUCAAAUUCAGUAACCUCAAUUAACUAUCAAUUUAAAAUUGCAUCAUCAUCAAUUGUUUUAAGUGGAAAUAUUGCAGCUAACAGUCAAGCAAAAACAGUUACAGUACCAAUUUUAGAUCCAGAACAAUAUUUCAUUACUGUUUUCACAGAGAUGUUAGCUGAAAACGGUUUAAACGUUGGAUCUGCAUCCAUUGGUAGUUGUAAUGAUACCAGUUAUGAUUAUAAACCAAUCACCCUCUAUUCUCCACCACUCUCAUCAAUGUUAAACUACACUCUUUUAACAUCAGAUAAUCUUUAUGCUGAAACUUUCCUUAGACUUUUAGGUACAUUUAAUCAAAAUACAUCAUUACCAGCAAAUACACCAACUGAUGCCAGAGGUUUACAAUAUAUUCAAUCUAUUUUAGGUCAAAGUUUAUUAUACACUCAAGUCGAUGGUUCAGGUUUAAGUAGAAAUAAUUUCAUCACACCAAAAGCCCUCAUUUCUGCUGUUGAAGGCGUAUAUACUAAUGUUGGUGAUCCACAACACGACUAUAUCUCCUAUUUACCAGUAUCUGGUGUAUCUGGUACCCUUUCUAGACGUUUCAUUAAUACUCCAGCUCAAGGUAUUGUCCAUGCUAAAACUGGUUCGAUGACUGGUGUUCACUCUUUAACAGGUGUAGUUUUACCAAAAGGAAUUCAUAAUAAUAACCAAAAUCCAAUAUUUUUCUCUAUAAUCGGUAACAGCUCCCCAAGUCAAGAUAGAAAUAUAAAUGGCAUUAUUGAUGAGAUUGUAAUUUUAUUAUCACAAAUC
Messenger RNA from Dictyostelium purpureum, 1482 nucleotides. RefSeq lists its product as uncharacterized. The annotation marks the transcript as partial. Gene Ontology annotation, molecular function: serine-type carboxypeptidase activity. The record is from RefSeq and is a predicted model, not a curated record. The transcript has a single exon. NCBI's taxonomy places the organism in Eukaryota, Evosea, Eumycetozoa, Dictyosteliales, Dictyosteliaceae. Gene Ontology annotation, biological process: peptidoglycan metabolic process; proteolysis.